AUGUUGCUUUACAAGCAGAAGAAGAACCAAACCGGGAAGGGUAACAGGCUCUUGAUCAGCAUUACCGUGCUUGGCAGCGCAGGUCCGAUCCGAUUUGUGGUUAAUGAGGAACAGCUUGUUGCUGCUGUUAUUGACACUGCCUUGAAAAAUUAUGCGCGUGAGGAUCGCCUUCCGGUUCUUGGCUCUGAUCUCGACAAUUUUGUUCUCUAUUGCCCCAAUUCCGACACUGAAGCUCUGAGUCCUUGGGAGACAAUUGGAUCGGUUGGGGUUCGGAACUUUAUGCUGUUCAAGAAGCCACAAGCACAAAAGGGAAUUGAUGAUGGAAAAUCGGAAUCCACGGCUUGGAAUAGGAAAGGGUCUGGCAGUUGGAAGGCAUGGUUCAAUAAGUCCCGGAAUAUGAAGAUAUAUCCUCAUUGA
This is a messenger RNA of Ilex paraguariensis (yerba mate), 417 nucleotides long. NCBI's taxonomy places the organism in Eukaryota, Viridiplantae, Streptophyta, Magnoliopsida, Aquifoliales, Aquifoliaceae. The record is from the annotation of a GenBank genome assembly.